This is a messenger RNA of Cladophialophora psammophila CBS 110553, 426 nucleotides long. RefSeq lists its product as uncharacterized. The record is from RefSeq and is a predicted model, not a curated record. Gene Ontology annotation, biological process: L-threonine catabolic process; L-serine catabolic process. Gene Ontology annotation, molecular function: threonine deaminase activity; L-serine ammonia-lyase activity. Lineage: Eukaryota; Fungi; Ascomycota; Eurotiomycetes; Chaetothyriales; Herpotrichiellaceae. The transcript has a single exon. The coding region runs from base 1 to 426 and encodes 141 amino acids.
AUGCCUUUAGCCGAGACGAGAGGCGAGAUCGCUGUCUAUAUCCCACCGCUCGACAACGAAAAUAUCUGGGAAGGUCGUUUGACUAUGAUCGAACAGAUCCACCGCCAAAGGCCCAACGGCGAAUGGUCCGGCGCAAUCAUCUGCACUAUAAGCGGCGGCGGCCUCCCAGCUGGCAUCGUACAGGUUAUGGCACGCGUGGUCUGGGGCUCCGAGGUCCAGAUAUUACCCGUCGAAACAAAGGAGGUGGACUUACUGUACCAGUUGUCACAGGUUAGAGAGCCACAUCAUCAUACCUGGCAUCACUUCGAUCGCAAUAUUCCCCGGAGUAGUCCGGGUAUCCAAACGAGCGGUCGAGCUCUUAUCACGCAACAACGUGCCCCAAAUGUGCCCAGUCUUGCGCUCGAGGAUACAGGAGCUGCAGUGUGA